Molecule: messenger RNA, 711 nt
Organism: Phycomyces blakesleeanus NRRL 1555(-)
Lineage: Eukaryota; Fungi; Mucoromycota; Mucoromycetes; Mucorales; Phycomycetaceae
Exons: 6
Coding region: 1-711 (236 amino acids)
Source: RefSeq, a predicted model, not a curated record
AUGCUUGAUGUCCAUCGAGAAACUUUUGUUAAUAAUAUAGACAUGGCAAUCUUGUCAUCCUGGCCAUCCGUAGACAACAAAUCUCACGACGCAUUGGUAACAGUCAUGGGAAACACCGACGCGAGUAUUGAGCGAAUCGCUUUACAUUUUGACUUGGACGAUAGCACCGCCUUGACAACUUUGGCAUUAUCGGAAGAUUUAUCUAUUGAAAAAGCAAACAUAUUGGCAAGUGAUCUUAAUGCACGCAAGAUAAAACGCUUUGAUACGCUGCAGAACCUGAAUGAUCGAUUAAAGGCUUACAAUGACUGCAGAACUGUAUGGAAAAAUUUCAUGAAUGGGUUGCUUGACUUGAAUACAAGCGAGGCCGCUUCGACUAGUACUUCAUUUGAAGAAAACUCAUCCGAAAGAGCCUACAAAACACUUGAGAGUUCAUUAUCUUCAACGGAUGAGCAAGGUGUCUCUUCAAGUGCCACACCAUUUUGCCCUGAAGGAUUAGAGAAAGACACUGGGACUCGGACAGGUAGUCACAAUCAAUUAGUCCGGUUAGAUAAAAACGUCGUGCCCCAUCAAGGAACGUCUUCCCCGCAAGAUUACUGUUUAGAAGUAAUCGAAAAGGAAGUUAAUGUUGACAAUGUAUUGCCAGAUCUUGAGCCAAAGGAAAGAACACUUGGCUUCUUCGAGAGUCUAGGUGCAUAUGGGUUCAAAGAAUAA